UUGGUCUUUGCCAUUGCUUCUCCUUCCCUCUCCGAUAUUCUUUCCUUUUUUUUUUUCUUCUCUGCGAUAGAUAACGUCUUCUUUCCAGGAAAAAAUAUUUCUAUCUUUGAUCUAGAAACUCAAAAACAUAAAAAGAAUCAGAGUUUAAUUGUGAAUAUAGAAGAAAAUCAUUCUUUUUUAAUUUUCUUCUAAUCUGACCUGCAAUUAAAGUUAAACAAAUUAAACUUAUCAAUAUCAGAAUUCAAUUACAAAAUAUUAAGAAAACAAAAAAAAAAUAUGGAGAACAUCGACGUUAUCUCACCGGAGAACGCCUCAGGACCACCAUCGCCACCACCUCCUCCUCCUCCAGUAAAGUCAAACUCCGGUUCGAAGAAGUCAACGGUACAAAAAUGCGAUAGAUUUGCUUCUAAAGCUACAAGAGAUGCAUGGGAUCGUAUGUUCGACGAAGCUCAUGGAGCUGAUGUUUUGAUCCAUACGGAUGAUAGUGGCUUGAUCUACGCGCAUUCUAACGUCAUCGGAAUGGCUUCUGAUGUAAUUAGAGGAAUGAUAAAGCAAGAUAAGAGAAACUCUCGCCGUAAAUCAAUCUCAAUCCUCGGCGUUCCUCACGACGCUGUUCGCGUUUUCGUUAGAUUCUUAUACUCUUCUUGCUACGAGAAACAAGACAUGGAAGAUUUCGCAAUGCAUCUUCUCGUGCUAUCACACGUCUACGUGGUUCCGCAACUAAAACGAGUGUGCGAGUCUCAUUUCGAAAACACUUUGCUCAACAAAGAGAAUGUGAUUGAUGUGUUUCAGCUAGCUCUUCUCUGUGACGCUCCUCGUCUAGGUCUUCUCUGUCACAGAAUGAUUCUAAAGAGCUUUGAAGAAGUCUCUAAUUCUCAAGGAUGGAUAGCGAUGAAACAAAGUCACCCUAGUCUUCAUAAAGAGCUCUUACGCUCUGUCUCUUACGAACUUAACAGCUUGAAGCAAAGAAGCAGGAAACAGAAAGAGAUACAGACAUACACUCAGCUGUAUGAUGCAAUGGAAGCUUUUGUCCACAUAUGUAGAGAUGGAUGCAGAGAGAUUGGUCCAACAAAGAUCGAAACCCCGCAUGUCUCUUGUGGGUUUCAAGCGUGCAACGGUUUGGAGAUGUUGUUGAAACAUUUGGCGGUAUGUAAACUGAGAUCAAUCCCUGGUGGUUGCAGCCGUUGUAAGAGAAUGUGGCAGCUUCUUGAGCUUCAUUCACGUAUUUGUGUAGACUCGGAGCAAUGUAAAGUCCCUCUUUGCAGUAGCUUCAAAGAGAGGAUGAAGAAACAAAACAGGAAAGAUGAGAAGAGAUGGAAACUGUUGGUGAAGAAUGUUUUGAGCACCAAAAGAAUAGGAGGAUCUCCUUUCUUUUUGCAGGCAAUUGAUGUUACUAUGUGACAUUAUUAUUUUAUUUCAUAAUAGUUAGAGAUUAGAUGUGUAAUAUAAAUAGGUAGAAGUUUUUUUUUUUUGUGAAGAGAGAGAUAGAGAAAUUCAAACAAUUUUCACUCUCUAGUUACAUCACAAACCUCGUUUAAAAGAGUGUGUUUGAUCAUAAUACCAUGAGUGUUAUGGAAUUCUUGUGACAUGGUAAUAAUAAUAAGAAGAUUAUCAUU
Messenger RNA from Raphanus sativus (radish), 1616 nucleotides. Its product is annotated as BTB/POZ and TAZ domain-containing protein 5-like. Lineage: Eukaryota; Viridiplantae; Streptophyta; Magnoliopsida; Brassicales; Brassicaceae. The record is from RefSeq and is a predicted model, not a curated record. Gene Ontology annotation, molecular function: protein binding. The coding region runs from base 277 to 1401 and encodes 374 amino acids. The transcript is spliced from 5 exons.